GAUUCGUCACAUAGGUGAUAAUUAUGUUUUAGGCUACAAUGUAGCCGAAUGCAUCACUGUAGCGAUAAUAAUAUAAAACAAACAAUCAAAUUUUGACCAAUCGACGAUUGUAACCGAGGUUGUGCAAAGUAUUGAAGCGUGUUCUAAUAAGUGCUUGUGUUUAGAAAGAAAGGCUAAGCCAUAUUGACAAGGUAAUCAGCAGGCACAAUAAGUCGACAACACGGCUUAUACCUGGUCGCGCGCUGUAUCGUGAUAACAGACGGCCCUAUCUUCAAAAUGGGUGUAAAAGGUUUAGACAGAGCUAUCAUAUCGGCAGCGAUAGUCGGCAUCCUGAUAUCCACGUAUGCCUUGUACGUGGAGCUGUCCGCCGAAGCAGACCCCGAGUAUAAGGCCUACUGCGACCUCACUGAAAAAGUCAGCUGCUCGAAAGUUCUCACGUCUGGUUUCUCCAAAGGAUUUGGCUUGGUGGCGAAAGGGUCUCAGUUAGAACUUCCGAAUUGCAUUUAUGGAAUUAUUUUCUACUGCCUCAUGAUUAUUAUGACUACGUACGACAACAUGUCGGUGGUGCGACUACAGCUUUUAACUGCAGUGAUGUCGGUUCUCACCUGCAUCUACUUAGCCUACCUUUUAUUAUUCGUUCUACAAGAUUUCUGCUUGGUUUGUAUCUCCACUUACUUUGUAAAUGGUGGCAUAGCCGCAUUAGUCUACAGGAAAUUGAAAUAUGUCAUUAAAAAAUGCCGAUAAAUGUAACAACAUACUCGUGUGAACUGUAAAAAAUAAUUGAUUCAAAUGAUUAAAAGUUUGUAAAAGUGA
Messenger RNA from Cydia amplana, 813 nucleotides. It is a transcript of the gene Vkor, whose product is annotated as vitamin K epoxide reductase complex subunit 1-like protein 1. Gene Ontology annotation, molecular function: vitamin-K-epoxide reductase (warfarin-sensitive) activity. NCBI's taxonomy places the organism in Eukaryota, Metazoa, Arthropoda, Insecta, Lepidoptera, Tortricidae. Bases 277 to 744 code for a protein of 155 amino acids. The record is from RefSeq and is a predicted model, not a curated record. Gene Ontology annotation, biological process: peptidyl-glutamic acid carboxylation; vitamin K metabolic process. The transcript is spliced from 4 exons.